Messenger RNA from Phragmites australis (common reed), 2300 nucleotides. RefSeq names its product probable transcription factor RL9. Gene Ontology annotation, biological process: abaxial cell fate specification; regulation of DNA-templated transcription. The coding region runs from base 459 to 1811 and encodes 450 amino acids. The transcript is spliced from 6 exons. Gene Ontology annotation, cellular component: nucleus. NCBI's taxonomy places the organism in Eukaryota, Viridiplantae, Streptophyta, Magnoliopsida, Poales, Poaceae. Gene Ontology annotation, molecular function: transcription cis-regulatory region binding. The record is from RefSeq and is a predicted model, not a curated record.
UCUAAUUCUCUCUCUACGCCUCUCUCUCUCUCUCUCUCUCUCUAACUUUUUAUACUAGUAGCAAUAAGGAGGGACAGCACAAGGGACCAGUUCAUCCCUGGUUGCCUCUCAUAGUCAUCUCUAGAGAGAGAAAGAGAAAGAGAGGAGAGAGAAAGGAGGAGUAACUCCAGUACUAGAGACACAGACACCCACCAAGGCCAAAGCAUAAGCACGAACAAGAGAAGAGAAGAGCACCAAGAAGCUUCUCCUCCGUCUCCCCUCCCUGUCCUUCCGGCAUAUAUGUAUAUAUCCAUCGAUCGUAUGAGCUCUCCAGGCUAGCUGGGGUGCCAUACCGCCGCUGCUCAGGAGAGAGGAAGAGGGAGGAGACAAGGGUCAAGGGUGCGCCGGUGUGGGCCGCGUGCACACGUGCGAUCAGGGGCAGGAGAAAGAGAGACGCGUCGGCGGCGGCGGGCUAGACGAUGGAGGCGAGCUCGGCAGCGUCGCCGGACCUGUCGCUGCACAUCAGCCUGCCGAGCAGCGCGCCGGGAUCCGGGCCGUCCGGCGGGCGCUCCGCGGUGGGGGGAGCAGGAGGAGCCGCGGGGGGAGACCCGUGGCGGAGGCUGAACGGGUCCACGGCGUCUACGGAGCUGUCCCUGUCGCCGCCGGCCGAGCAGGAGGCGGUCGCGCUGCCGUGGCGCCACCGGUCCACGGCGGCGGCCGCGUCUUCCGCGGCCACGACGUCGACGGGCGCGGCCCUGAUGCCCAUGUCGAUGCUGCAGACGCUCGACGCUGGGGGUGGGCCUGGGGUAGUCGGUGGAGGAGGCGCCUCGGCGGCGGCGCCAAUCCGGGGUAUACCUAUCUACAACGGCCCGGGGGGCUUCCCGUUCCUGCCGCCGGCGGCUGGGGGAGACGGCCACCACCCGAAGGUCGGGUUCUACAGCUCCUACCACCCGGCCACGUGGCCCUCCUCGCUGGGCUCCACGUCGCCGUCGCCUCUCGCGCCGGGGGCGCUGCCCGACCCCGCGUCGGCGUUCCUGUCCCCCGCCGCGCACCACCACCACCGGAUGCUGUCGGCGUCGGGCAGGUUCAACGGCAUGCUUUCGGACACCCUCCGCGGCUAUGGCGCCGGUGGAGUCGGCGGCCUAGGCGGCAUCGGCGGGCAUCACCACCACCUGCACGGCUCGCAGCCCUUCGGCCUGGCCUCCCGGUUCAUGCCCAAGCUCCCCGCCAAGCGCAGCAUGCGCGCGCCGCGCAUGCGGUGGACGAGCACCCUCCACGCCCGCUUCGUCCACGCCGUCGAGCUCCUCGGCGGCCACGAAAGGGCGACGCCCAAGUCGGUGCUCGAGCUCAUGGACGUGAAGGAUCUGACCCUAGCGCACGUCAAGAGCCAUCUCCAGAUGUAUCGAACCGUGAAGAGCACUGACAAGCCUGCGGCAUCCUCAGGGCCGAACGACGGCGGCUCUGGAGACGAGGACUUCCCCGGCGCCGGCCAGGCCGCGUCCGGCGGCGACAACAUGAGCCUGAGGCAGUUCCCGGAGCACCGGUCCACCUCCGAGGGCGCGGCGAGCUCGGUGGGCGGCGGCGGUGGCGACAUGGACCAGUCGUCGGCCGGGAACACCAGCACCAGGUGGAGUAACUCAUCAAGGGACCCAUGGCUGUCGUCAAAUUCAUGCAACAUGGACGCUCAUCGCUUGGCUGGACUGUCUUCUCCGAUUGAGAACGCGGAGCCUUGCCGAUCGAGCAGCUCGCAGGUGUCCAACCACGAGCUGAGCAGCCCGAGCCUCGAGUUCACGCUAGGGAGACCAGAUUGGCAGGGCGCGGACCAUGACUAACAGUCAAGAUCACAGAACCUAGCAAGGCUGAUUUGUUUGUUCAGAUAUAGUAGCAGUACUGAUCGUCAUGCUUGGUUUCCAACUCCUCCGCGACAACGAGAAGUUUUCAGGGAAGAGAAUUGAUGAACAACAACCGCAUUUUCUCCGGGAGGCUCACCGGAGCAUAUAUCGGGAAAGAUUUACCGGAUCUCUGAUCUAUAUUUGGGUUUGUUAAUUAGUUGGCCAUGUUUCUGAUUUCCUUUUCUUUCUUUCUUCUCUCUUUCUGUGGCGAGGUUACAGUGUUGUUGCAGGGAGUAGUAGAUGACAAUGAGAGGUGUGUGCGAAUCUGUGUUUGGUGACUUGAUGUGUUCUGGUGUGGGAGGGACGGAUCAUUAGCGCAUGGAAAGUUGGAAAGGAUAAAAGAAAGAAAGGGGAAUGAGUUCUCAUGAAGCAAUCUAACUGAGAUGCCGAUUCGGUCCUUUUUGUGCAUGUGUGUGUGUGAUCUCUUCU